UCUUCCUGCUCUUCUCAACCAGGUCCGCUCGUCUAGAAAACGAAGAAACGGAAAUGCGUUUCUUAUUUUUUAUUUCUGCGUUUCUACGUUUUUUGUUUUACAUUUUUUGAUUUUUUGAUUUUUUUUUUUUUUGUGCUCUCGGAAAUAGGAGUUUUUUUUCCCAUAUUUCUCUGGUUUCGAAUCGGAAAAUGAAGUACGUUUUGGUAACGGGCGGAGUCGUGAGUGGGCUCGGAAAAGGCGUGACGGCAAGCAGCAUUGGAGUGCUUCUCAAGGCGUGCGGUCUUCGUGUUACUUCCAUCAAGAUCGAUCCAUAUCUAAACACCGAUGCUGGGACGAUGUCUCCCUUUGAACAUGGGGAAGUUUUCGUCUUAGACGAUGGUGGCGAGGUUGACUUGGACCUUGGAAACUAUGAAAGGUUCCUAGAUAUUAAGCUGACUCGUGACAACAAUAUCACCACUGGGAAGAUUUACCAGUCUGUUAUUAACAAGGAGCGAAGGGGAGAUUACUUGGGGAGAACUGUCCAGGUUGUCCCCCACAUUACAGAUGCUAUUCAAGAGUGGAUUGAGCGUGUAGCAGUUAUUCCUGUCGAUGGGAAAGAAGGCCCAGCUGACGUAUGUGUUAUAGAACUGGGAGGAACGAUAGGGGAUAUCGAAUCUAUGCCGUUUAUUGAGGCUUUGGGUCAAUUCUCUUAUCGUGUGGGCACCGGCAACUUCUGUCUCAUUCAUGUCAGUCUCGUUCCCGUUUUGAAUGUUGUUGGUGAACAGAAAACAAAGCCAACUCAGCACAGUGUUCGGGGACUGCGAGGACUGGGAUUGACUCCACAUAUCUUAGCUUGUCGCAGUGUUACGGCACUGGAUGAAAAUGUCAAAGAAAAACUGUCACAAUUUUGCCAUGUCCCGGCGGCAAACAUCAUCACCCUUCAUGAUGUUUCAAACAUUUGGCACAUUCCUUUGCUAUUAAGGGACCAGAAGGCACAUGAAGCAAUUUUAAGAGUGCUGAACCUUCUAUGCAAGGUUACUAGGGAGCCCAUAUUGGAGGAAUGGACCAGCAGGGCUGAACUCUGUGACAGGUUGCAUGAUCCUGUCAGAAUUGCCAUGGUCGGAAAAUAUACUGGUCUUUCAGAUUCUUACCUCUCUGUGUUGAAGGCCCUUUUGCACGCUUCUACUGUUUGCCACAGGAAACUUAUAGUGGAGUGGGUUCCAGCGACAGACCUGGAAGAUACAACUGCAAAAGAGGCACCCGAUGUUUAUAAAGCUGCAUGGAGGUUGUUGAGGGGUGCAGAUGGUGUUCUAGUCCCUGGGGGCUUUGGUGACCGAGGGGUCCAAGGGAAAAUCCUGGCCGCAAAAUAUGCACGAGAAAACAAUAAACCGUUUUUCGGCAUUUGUUUAGGGAUGCAAAUCGCUGUGAUUGAGUACUCACGCUCCGUUCUUGGUCUGCAAGAUGCAAACAGUACAGAGUUUGAUCCAGAUACAAAAAACCCGUGUGUUAUUUUUAUGCCAGAGGGUUCAAAAACUCAUAUGGGAGGGACCAUGCGUCUUGGAUCAAGAAGAACAUAUUUCCAGGUCACUGAUUGCAAAUCUGCAAAAUUAUAUGGCAAUGUCAAAUAUGUGGAUGAGCGACAUCGACAUAGAUACGAGGUCAAUCCUGAUAUGAUCCUGGAACUUGAAGAUGCUGGUCUUUCAUUUGUUGGCAAGGAUGAAACUGGCAGGCGCAUGGAGAUUCUUGAACUCCCUACUCAUCCUUAUUUUGUUGGGGUGCAAUUUCAUCCUGAAUUCAAGUCAAGACCAGGAAAACCUUCGGCUCUUUUCUUAGGGUUUGUAGCAGCAGCAUGCAGUCAGUUGGAAACUGUCAUGCAAACUUCCAGCCAUGUCAACAAGGCAGCAGCAGUGUGCGGUCAGUUGGAAACUGUCAUGCAAACUUCCAGCCAUGUCAACAAGGCAGCAGCAAUAAACAGCUCUAGUAACGGAAAGAUCCCAAAGGCCUACCGGAGCGGAAAUAAAAGUAAGCCUGCGAAUGGGCCGCUAAAUGGCACCUUGUACUCCAAUGGCAAUGGCGUGCAUGCCUAAAUAAUAGAAUGCAGGUGACCCAUUUUCAUGAUCGAUUUUCCUUUUCUUGGUCAUCGCACGUUGGUUUUGCAGAGGGGCUUUCAACAACACCCCCACCGGAUUUGGUUUGUACAGCCAUGGAGAAGGACAGGGUUUUUAGCUUGAGUGAGUGGUAUAUAUAUGCACAGAGCCUGGUUCCGGGCUUUUAACAUGGAACGGCCUGUUUUUAUUGAAGUCUUGGAUUUAGGGUGU
This is a messenger RNA of Magnolia sinica, 2297 nucleotides long. RefSeq lists its product as uncharacterized. Gene Ontology annotation, molecular function: identical protein binding; CTP synthase activity. The transcript has 21 exons. Gene Ontology annotation, biological process: pyrimidine nucleobase biosynthetic process; CTP biosynthetic process. Bases 189 to 2066 code for a protein of 625 amino acids. The record is from RefSeq and is a predicted model, not a curated record. NCBI's taxonomy places the organism in Eukaryota, Viridiplantae, Streptophyta, Magnoliopsida, Magnoliales, Magnoliaceae.